Scomber scombrus (Atlantic mackerel) is the source of this 894-nucleotide messenger RNA. Its product is annotated as tripartite motif-containing protein 16-like. The record is from RefSeq and is a predicted model, not a curated record. Bases 1 to 894 code for a protein of 297 amino acids. Lineage: Eukaryota; Metazoa; Chordata; Actinopteri; Scombriformes; Scombridae. The transcript has 2 exons.
AUGUUAGCAGAUUUAGUGGAGGACGUGAAGAAAACUGGACUCCAAACUGAAGACGUGGCCUGUGAUGUUUCAUUUGGGAUAAAACUGAAAGCUGUCAAGUCCUGUCUGCAGUGUCUGGUCUCUUACUACAACGAGAAGAUCUUCAAUGAGCUGAUCCGACUUAUCAAGAAUGAAAGCCUUGAUUUGAAGCAACAGAUCAGAUCCCGGCAGGAAACUGGUAUCAGUCGGAUCGAAGAGCUUUUGGAGGAGCUGCAGCAGGAGCUUGUCAAGCUGAGAAAGAAAGACACAAAGCUGGAGCAGCUGUCACAAACAGAGGACCAGUCUCUCUUUCUACACAAUUACUCCUCACUGUCACAACUCAGUGAAUUUAAAGACUCUCCCAGCAUCAAAAACUCCCCUCUGAGGUACUUUGAAGAUGUGACAGCAGUGGUGUCUGGGAUCAAAGAUAAGCUACAGGAAAUUACUGGCGAGGCAUGGACCAAGAUCUCACUGGUAUUGAAUGAAGUUGAUGUUUUACUGUCACAAGAACCCAAGACCAAAGCUCAGUUCUUACGAUAUACACACCAAAGCACACUGGAUCCAAAUACAGCAAACGCUCAGUUGUUAUUAUCAGAAGACAACAGAACAGCUACAGAGGCUACAGAGAAACAGCUGUAUUCUAGUCAUCAAGACAGAUUUAUUGACAUGUUUCAGGUCCUGGGUAGAGAGGGUCUGAGUGGACGUCGUUACUGGGAGGUGGAAAGGAACAGAGAUGAAGUUUCAAUAGCAGUUGCAUACAAGGCCAUUAGUAGAACAGGAUAUGAAAGUGGAUUUGGAAAUAAUGACACGUCUUGGGCAUUGGAGUGUUUCGACCAACGUUAUAAGCAACUAACUGUCUCACAUAUAAACAUAUGA